AUGAAAUCAAAACAGCACUUUUUCCCUUCGUCGCACACAGCGCCUCUAGAGCUAACGGAAGAAAGCAUUCAGUUAAGUGAAAGCAAAGCAGCAAAAAUGGCCGGAGCGCGUCGCGGUGGUGUAAAUACUGAGGAUUUAUCCAAUGUGGAGUUCGAAACUAGCGAGGAUAUUGAGGUGGUGCCCACCUUCAAUUCCAUGGGCCUCCGGGAGGAGCUGCUUCGUGGGAUUUACGCGUACGGUUUCGAGAAACCCUCUGCUAUCCAGCAGCGCAGCAUUCUUCCGAUUGUCAAGGGACGCGAUGUGAUUGCUCAGGCGCAAUCGGGCACAGGAAAAACAGCCACGUUUUCCGUCGCCAUCCUUCAGAGUUUGGACACGACGAUGCGAGAGACGCAAGUGCUGUGCCUCUCGCCCACACGCGAGCUGGCGGUGCAGAUCCAGAAGGUGAUUCUGGCUCUGGGAGACUUCAUGAAUGUGCAAUGCCACGCGUGCAUUGGCGGCACCAACCUGGGGGAGGACAUCCGUAAGCUGGACUAUGGGCAGCACAUCGUGAGCGGCACUCCGGGUCGAGUGUUUGACAUGAUUCGCCGGCGAGUGCUCCGCACACGCUCCAUCAAGAUGCUCGUGCUGGACGAGGCGGACGAGAUGCUGAACAAGGGCUUCAAGGAGCAGAUUUAUGACGUGUACCGCUAUUUGCCGCCUGCCACGCAGGUGUGCCUGAUUUCGGCCACGCUGCCGCACGAGAUCCUCGAGAUGACGUCCAAGUUUAUGACCGACCCCAUUAGGAUCCUCGUGAAGCGCGAUGAAUUGACACUGGAAGGCAUCAAGCAGUUCUUCGUGGCCGUGGAGCGCGAGGAGUGGAAGUUCGACACAUUGUGCGAUCUCUAUGAUACCCUCACCAUCACUCAGGCCGUUAUCUUCUGCAACACGAAGCGAAAGGUGGAUUGGCUGACAGAGAAGAUGCGAGAGGCCAACUUCACUGUCAGCUCGAUGCACGGCGACAUGCCGCAGAAGGAGCGCGACGAGAUCAUGAAGGAGUUCCGCUCUGGCCAGAGCCGCGUCCUCAUCACCACAGACGUGUGGGCGCGCGGCAUCGACGUGCAGCAGGUUUCGCUGGUCAUCAACUACGAUCUGCCCAACAACCGUGAGCUGUACAUCCACAGGAUUGGCCGUUCUGGACGCUUCGGGCGCAAGGGUGUCGCCAUCAAUUUCGUGAAGUCGGACGACAUUCGAAUCCUGCGCGAUAUCGAGCAGUACUACUCCACGCAGAUCGAUGAGAUGCCCAUGAAUGUGGCAGAUCUGAUCUAAUUCCUCACACUUUCUAUUUAAUUCACCCAUUUAUAUCCAAAUACAUAAAAUAAUCAUUUUGUGGAAUAAAAA
Molecule: messenger RNA, 1377 nt
Organism: Phlebotomus argentipes
Lineage: Eukaryota; Metazoa; Arthropoda; Insecta; Diptera; Psychodidae
Product: eukaryotic initiation factor 4A-III
Exons: 2
Coding region: 1-1305 (434 amino acids)
Cellular component (GO): nucleolus; catalytic step 2 spliceosome
Molecular function (GO): ATP binding; RNA helicase activity; mRNA binding
Source: RefSeq, a predicted model, not a curated record